CAAGAUGGCGUCCAAAAUGGCGGGAGUGUCUUUGGGGGUUGUUGUUUUGGUCAUGUUCUUUUCUUCAGGAUGUUCAGAUGGCAAAAAUCAACAACUUACAUAUGACAACUGGCAUCUUAUGCUAGAAGGAGAAUGGAUGGUGAAGUUGUAAGUAUGCUCAGAUAAUUAAUAAUAAACGUAGUAUCGUCAUCGAAUCAUCGUAAGCAAUAGUCGAUUUCCUGGUUUUGGCGAAAUUGUAGAACAUCCUGCUUGGCUCGUGGAUUUCCUCGUUUUUUCCGUGCUACUGUUAUAUACGUUUUCAUGAACAACGCUGGAUCCUUUUUCUUCAAUAUUCCUUAUUCACAGAACGUUGAACAGUUUUUUUCAUAAUCAAACUUUGAUGUUUUAUACUCGAUCAUACAGUGCUAUUUAUUUCCUAUUCAUUUAAAGAGAUCAAAAGUACCGAUUCAAGCUACUCCCAAUCAAAUUACUUUUGAAAACCCCGCAUCCUCCAGGAGUUCCCUGCCCCAACCCUUAGUAGCAGAAAUCUGGUUGGAAUAACUGGUCAAAACUUCUUUUACCGGACACAGAUAACGUAAAACAAACGACCUCUUUGUUUUCUGUUCAGGGAAGAAUCUGCUUGGUAUUGUGUCAUGGCUUGUUCUUUUGUUUCACAUCAUCUGUGUCCGGUACACCAAGUAAACGCCGAAUGACCUAUUGCAACAUUCUUAUCUCCCAAUUCAUGACCAUUUCUUGUUUUAUCCGAGACAUAUAUACCAAUUAGAAAAUAAGACACUAGCAAUAUAAAAAAAAUGGAAACCUUUCUUUUCCUUGCUGAGUCUUGUCUCCUAACUCCAAAAACAUAAAUUAGUAAUAUCUGCACCUACCAUGAAUAUUUAUAUUACUUUCACCACAAAGAAAGCAAAAAAAAAAAUUGUAAAAAUUAAUUAUAGAUCAUACUAAGUACAGUAAUACAUGGAAUUAGCACUGCUGUAAUCUAGUUUAAUAUUUGUAAGUACUGCAUGUAAGUGUGUAAAUUUUCUUUUUUUUGGUUUUAUUCAUUUAUUUAUUCUGUGUAAUUUUUUUUCUUUUUUGUGUGUGUUUUACUUGCAAAUAAUAAUAAAAAAAAACAUUCUUACCAGGAGGAAGGGAAAGGGAUCCAAACCUCCUGCAUCCUUGCAUUACCAGCUCCUGCCCCUUUAUCCCUUUUGGGAUUGUUAAUUAUCAAGCAUUAUUGCAUAAUUUCCCCCUAUUUCUACUGCUUCAGAACUCCCAUCUCUUGCCCUUUCCCCUGGGGGGUACUCCCUUAGUUAAGGACCUAUAAACCACCCCCCCCCCCCCCUUCCCACUAAUGGGAAUGACUUAGGACAUUAUAUGAAGUCUUACAUGAACUACAUACUAUUAAAAUUCGCUUUCAUCAUUGUAAUGAUGAACUAGAGUUUGUCAGUGACUAAAUAUGUGCAAAAAUGUCCCAGAACUGUACAAUAAAUAAAUAAGUGAAAAAGUUGAAUUUUAGAGAAAAAAUAGGCUCAAUUUCAAACUAAAGCACAGAAAAGCUUAAAAGUCAAUUUUGUGCGGGAGAUUUGAUGACUCAUACAGUUGACCGUGCUGUGAAUCAAACCCAAGUCUUCAGCUCUAAUUUUUUUCACCCAACCAAUUGAGCUGACCAGUCAGAAGUCAAAUUUGCUUUCAUUACUGUAAGAGUAACAUUUUAUAUUUAUCUUUUAAAAGCUUUGCUCCUUGGUGCCCAGCUUGUCAACACGUAGCCCCUGUUUGGAGAAAAUUGGCUCUAAAAGCUGAUGCAUUAGGUUUUAAUGUUGGAGAAGUGGACACCACCAAAGAACCUGGUAAUGUAUUGGUAUAACAUAUAGAUUUAGCCAGAGCUAAAAGUGAAGCUACUGCUUAUGCACUUUAAAUUUACUGCAGGCAAUAGACUUUAAACUAUUGAAAAGAACACAAAUCUAUACUAACUUUAUGGGAAAGACAAGAUUGAAAAACAUAAACUUGAGCCCGCAAUCAAUUAAAAGCUAACAACUGGUCAGCAGAAAACUUUAAAAAAAUGCGUGACCUGAAUGAGUUGGCACUUGAGCCUGUAAUACGGUCAUGUAUCACUGGUCAAUUUGACAUUUCACAUUGGUUUCCCUGUGGUGCGGACAGACGGGUGUACAGUCACCUGAUUACCAAAAUUUCUCAGAUGGAUAGAUUACCAGUAUUAUUUAUCUUAGGUAUGGGGCUUUGCUCAGGCUCUCAUUCAUGACAAAAUGACUACUGAAGACAAAAUAAAAUUGUUACAUUACAUCGCAAACACUACCAACUACAAAGAUCUUGACACGGGCAAUUUUUUGGUCUUCGUGUGAAUAUGUAGCUUUUUUGGGUACCCUGUGGAGUACACACUUGCUGUCUGCCUGUUUAAGUAAGAUGUGUUUCACCAUUCGUUUGUAGUUAAAGGAAUGCUUUUUUACUCAGGGGCAAAUUAUGUAGGCAGGACUUAAAAAAUAAGUCAACUGUGAUGGUUUAUCAUCCUCAACCAACUUAAGCAAAAGGGAAGGAGGCCUGAAAAACAUGCAUCCUUGACAGGGAAUUAAACCCUGAUUGAAAGAAGAAAACCAUCAGUUUAAUCAUUUCAGGUAAAAGGUUUAUGAUUUUGAUGGGUUACUCUGCCAAAUACUUAAGAGUAUUUUAAUUUUUUCAGAGACAUACUACUGGCAUGAUAUCCCCAUGAUAAUAAAAAUUAUACAUCCCCCUAAAAGCUCUUUUUUUUGCAUUACAUAAUAUUCUUAAAAUGUUCUCAUUUGACUAUUAACUGUUUGUUUUUGGUUUUUUUUUGCAGCAUUGAGUGGAAGGUUUAUGAUAUUUUCAUUACCAACCAUCUACCAGUGAGUUGCUUAUUUCAACUCUUUCUUAACAGUCACCCUUAUAAGACAGAUACCUCUCUAAAAUGAACAUCUAAAGUUCAUCCCUGCUGUUCUUAAGUCAUUUUCUUUGAGUCUUUAUAAAGUAGACACUGUACAGUGAUAAAGACAAAAUGAAGUUAUCUUAGAGAGAUUUAACUGUACAGUCAAACUGUUAUUGCGUGGGCUCUAACUAAGUGGCCACCAUCUAUUUAGUGGCCAGAGUCCUAGCAGAAAAUGUUAUGGGUAAAUCACUGGGCCAGAACCUUUGUUUAGCGGUCAAACAUGCUCAAGAGGCUACUUGCCCAUUCUCUGAGGGUAGCAAUCUUUCAUAGCAGUUUAUUGUUGAUAUCACUUUAUUGUAUUGUAUACUGCCACACCAGGCAGACUGACACUUUUAUUUUUGUUGUAAGUUGUCAUUGUCAUCAUCAUCAUCUUCAUCGCUGUUAUUAACGUCAUCAUUACGUUCACUGUUAUCAUCACCAACACUGCCAUCAAUAGUCCUCAUUAUCAUAGUUAUUGUUAUCAUCAUCAUCACCUUCUUUAUCACCACCUUUGUCCCUUGUUGUAUUGUUAUUAUCACCAAAUUCAUCUUUGUCACUAUUAACACAACUAUCAUCAUCAUCAUUAUAUUCAGAAUUAUAACAUUUUAUAUCAUCGAUGUGAAGUAUAAAUGAAAUAAUUCAUUUUUGAACUGCGGUUGUAGAUAAGGUCACGGGUUCGAAUCCCGUUGAAGCCCUGAUUUUUUCAGGCUUCUUCUUUCCAAUAAUAUUGCUAAAUUGGAAAAUUUACUGCGAUUGAUCAUUCUUCACUUUCACCUACAACUGCGGUUCAAAAAUGAAUUUUAUAACAUAGCGCGCGUGCUUGUCCUAUGUAAGUCCUAUUGAGUCGCUAUGAACAAAAUCUUUAUUUACGCACGCUCGUGCGUAAAUAAGAUGACGUGAGCAUCUUUUUUUUUAUCUGGCUGCAAAGUAUAGUUGUCGUCUUUUAAGAUGCAGUGCAGUUUUCCUUCUCUUUAAAAUAUGGAAGAAACCAGCGAAGAACUGCCCAAUGUUUUUAUCAGCAUUGACCUUUUAGGUCCUGAUCCAACAAGCAGCAAAAAUAAAGCCGAAUUAAAAAAAACUCGCACGUUGCGCGUUUCGCAAAUUUGUCGGAAGACCAGCUGCAGCAAAUUUUGGCCGAAAGACAUUAACUGGGAACAGAACAGACACCAACUGGUCAUCAACAACAUUUAAGGGUAAAAUUUCCGUUUUUAUUGUUGUGUUUAAAUUUGUUACGCACUUUUGUUAUCUCCGGACAAUCCUACUGAAGCAGGAAAAUUUCUUUCGCAAUAACAACACAAAUUACACAAGAAGACGUAAAUUUAUUACUCACAAAAACAACUGCUGCCAGGUCUUCUCAAGAAGCCGUAAUGACCAGCCAAUGCUCGUAAAUGAAUAUAAGUUUAAAGAAGGAUGACAGUCGUCUUCGCUAAAAACAUGUUUUCUGGAUUUCGCCGAGCAAAACGUAAACAUCUUUUCAGCAAAUCCAAACCAUACUCCAUGACUUCUUACGAACAUAGUGUUAGUAUAAUUUUAACUUUAGGUGAACUUUAAGACGCUUUUACCUUUGUUUCUGCUUAGUUUCCAUUGAUCGUUAACGAAUAAAGAAGCAAAUUUUCUUCUCAGUUUUACAGAAAGAACAUUUUCAUUUAAACUAGACGAUUGUGGCGUGUUUAGCGAGUUACGAGAAUUUUGCAGUUAAUCAAAAAGCAAGCAUUUUUGUCAGCUAUGUUAUAAAAGAAUUUGCUCAUGCUUUUAGCUGUGCAUAUAUCGAGUUAUGGAUGCACUUGGGAAGUUUGGAGAGCACUCAAGAAGCUAGAGUUGCACUCGGCUAUCGCCUCGUGCAACUCUUACGCAUCUUUCGUGCUCUCCAAACUUCCCGCGUGCAUCCAUAACUCGAUAUACGCACACUAAGCAUGAACAAAUUCUUAAAUUUCAUAUAUACUUCACAUCAUUUCACUCUUCAUGGGAGAUAUGAACUCAAUAAAUUGCCCUUGCUCCCAAUGUGUGGCUUCAUAGCUCAGUUGGUAGAGCAUUGCACUGGUAAUGCAGAGGUCACUGGCUCUAAUCCCGUUGAAGCCCUGAUUUUUUCAGGCUUCUUCUUUCCAAUUGCUUAAAUUGGAAAAUUUACUGCGAUGAUCAUUCUUUACUUUCAUUUUAUAUCAUCAUCAUCAUCAUCAUCAUUAUAAAAUUAAUUUUUAUUUUUAACUAACACUUUGUUUCUCCCCUCCAUCAGUGUUAAAGAUGGGACAUUUCGAAAGUAUGAAGGUCCAAGAUCAUUGCAAGGAUUUAUAGACUUUAUUAGUGAACAAAAAUGGAGAGAAACUGAACCCGUUCCUUGGUGGAAGUCUCCUAACUCAUUUCUGUACGUACAUUGUACUAUAUACAGUCAAACCUUCACUCUGCCACUUCCCACAGGUGAACACUUCCCAUAAGUACGUUUUUUCAGUGUCAGGGGUAUCCCAGGGUGAGUUAAAAACUAAAAACCAAAUAACUUUCCCAUUGGCAAAGCUGUUGCUGAGGUUUAGUAGCCCAAGGCAGUUAGGCCUAUUAAUCCCUCUUUUCACUAAAAUUGAGUUACUGGUAAACUGGAGAAAUGUUGUUUGCCUGUCAGACAACUCAAUAAUUAUUUUUGUUAAAAUAUGCUAUCCCAACAGCUAGUUCCACUAGUCGCGAGCUAUCAGACAGCACUUUUGUUGCACCCUGUGUCUACUUACAGGUGGUUUGUACCAAAAAACAACCUUUGAUGGUAUCUGAUGUAAAAAUUUGUUGUGGUAAACCUUAUUAUUAUGACACCAAAGAGACAGAUGGCUGGAACUGCACCCAUUAACAAUGGUAACUCUGGAUAAAACUGAUGUUGAUUUAAUUUGUAAGAUAUCUGAAACAUAGUUUUUUCCCCCUCAUUAUAUUAGGAUGGGAAUGCUUGGUGUAUUGUUCAAGCUUUCCUUGCUUUUAAAGGUAUGUGUAGGUACUUUUAAAUAAUUGUGGUUGAUGUUAAAAGUAUUACCAAACAAAAGUCAUUUGCAUUUCAUCAGAUAUAUCGUGUCAAUGAGUCGGUUUAAUUUCCUAGUAUUCACAAAGCUAGGCUCUCUGUAUCUCUAUGAUCAUUGUAGCAACUUUUUGAUGUUUGGACGUCCCUGCAGUGGAACCAGUGAUCUUCUAGAUCAAGAAUGUCAUUUUCACGAAGUCCUUGCCAUAUAUAAUGAACAUUAUCUCCAGUAAUAGUAAAAUAAUUAUGUGGAAAAGAACUACAAUACUAGAGGUAAUCUUUGAUUACGGAUCCGUGUUCAUCACUUAUGGAAAGGAAAUCGAGUCUAAAGGACUUAGGAGUCCAGUUUCCUGGAUGAGAUACCCGUAAUAAAAUCAGUUGGGGGUGGCUAAUCGGCAGUCGCCCACGACAACGUGAAAAUUUGUGGCUUUGUGCUUCAGGAACACCAAUAUUAGGAUGUGUUCUGACGAACACGAUAAUGAAAUUUUGAUAUAGUGAAUGUAUUUUGUCAGCCCAUUGGUCCUUUGUUAUAUCCAAGUUCCACUAUAGUUGGAAUCCUGGCUAGGUCUACAGAGUUUCUCUUUGUUACAUGUUCAUGACAUGACAGUCAUUCCAUCUUUCUUGUUUAUGUUGGUGUCAACAGGAUUUUCAUGAGCUACUUACAGUCACGCAUGGUCUCCCAGUCUGGGCUUCAUAUGCACUUUUUGGCAUUUCUACAGUUCUAGCAGGACNAGAUAUCUGAAACAUAGUUUUUUCCCCCUCAUUAUAUUAGGAUGGGAAUGCUUGGUGUAUUGUUCAAGCUUUCCUUGCUUUUAAAGGUAUGUGUAGGUACUUUUAAAUAAUUGUGGUUGAUGUUAAAAGUAUUACCAAACAAAAGUCAUUUGCAUUUCAUCAGAUAUAUCGUGUCAAUGAGUCGGUUUAAUUUCCUAGUAUUCACAAAGCUAGGCUCUCUGUAUCUCUAUGAUCAUUGUAGCAACUUUUUGAUGUUUGGACGUCCCUGCAGUGGAACCAGUGAUCUUCUAGAUCAAGAAUGUCAUUUUCACGAAGUCCUUGCCAUAUAUAAUGAACAUUAUCUCCAGUAAUAGUAAAAUAAUUAUGUGGAAAAGAACUACAAUACUAGAGGUAAUCUUUGAUUACGGAUCCGUGUUCAUCACUUAUGGAAAGGAAAUCGAGUCUAAAGGACUUAGGAGUCCAGUUUCCUGGAUGAGAUACCCGUAAUAAAAUCAGUUGGGGGUGGCUAAUCGGCAGUCGCCCACGACAACGUGAAAAUUUGUGGCUUUGUGCUUCAGGAACACCAAUAUUAGGAUGUGUUCUGACGAACACGAUAAUGAAAUUUUGAUAUAGUGAAUGUAUUUUGUCAGCCCAUUGGUCCUUUGUUAUAUCCAAGUUCCACUAUAGUUGGAAUCCUGGCUAGGUCUACAGAGUUUCUCUUUGUUACAUGUUCAUGACAUGACAGUCAUUCCAUCUUUCUUGUUUAUGUUGGUGUCAACAGGAUUUUCAUGAGCUACUUACAGUCACGCAUGGUCUCCCAGUCUGGGCUUCAUAUGCACUUUUUGGCAUUUCUACAGUUCUAGCAGGACUUCUUAUAGGCAUGGUAAACUGUUUAAUUAUUGCCCAUAAUUCUCUGAGUUAUAUUUUUUGAGUGGCUAAAACGAAGCUUUUUCUAGUUUGCACUUUGAUAAAGACUGCAAACAUAUGUAUUUGAUCAGAAGCAGUGUGGCUGAGCAGUAAGGGUGGUGAACUUUAUUAUUUAAAGGCCCCGAGUUCAAGACCACUUGACGGAUUAUUUUGUUCUCAGUAGUCCAAAGUGUAAAUCCUCUGCCAUCCUUGUAAAUAGCCAGCUGGUUUGCGUCUCACUAGUUAGGAUUCAUAACCCUGUUAAGUGUGAUGUAAAUUGUUUCAGGCAUUUGCUUGGCCCCACUAGCAUUAGUUCUAUAAAUACUGCAGAGGGUAAAUAAAGGUUAUUUACUUUAUUUAUGUUUAUCUUGGUUUUGUUGUCAUUAGAUUAUAGUAGUUGUAUCAGACUAUAUCCUGGGAGGACCUCCUGUGAUCCAGGCCCCUCAAGUGCCUGUUCAGCCCUCAGAAAAGGAAUCCGAAGAGGAGCCUGGUGAAGAGCAUAGUGAACAAUGUGAUAAGGAAGAAAAAAAAGAAGCAAAAGACAAUGACGAUGAGAAGAGUGGUGUGAGGAAGAGGGUAGGUAUCAGGGUUUAUCGCAAAGGAAAAAACUGUGAGGUGCUUAAACUGUUGACUUGCUUAUCAGGGGAGGAUUCGGAAAAUUCAAAAUGGGGGACAGGACACUUGCUAGUUGCACUUUCUAUUUUCGUGGGAAUUUGUUAAAAAUAAUACAGUCGAAUCCCACUUUGCAGACACCCUCUUAAUACAGACAGACACCUCAUUAUUAUGGACUGUUAAGGAAAGAAAGCCCUUAUGUUUUCUCUAAAUUCAACUCACUUAAUGUAGACACCCCUUUGAUACCGACAAUUUCUAUGACCCUCUCAGUGUCUGUAUUAACAGGGUUUGUCUGUACGAAAUUUACCAGCAAAAGGAGGGGUGUGGUACCCUUGGACCACCCCUAAAUCCACCCAUCGUGGUGAGAAACAGUGCAGAGGAAAGUUUUAUGCUUAGUAAAACAACGAUACGGAAGAAAAGAAGUGUUAAAGCUUACAGCUCACAACUGUCUCACAGAUUGGUAUCUCUAAGGGUAAUAUACAUGAUGCAAGAUUGGGAAUCUCCACAAGAGAGAAAGUGUUAAAAAUAAGCUUUAAAUUCUCUUUGCUUUUUUGAUUUCUAGGUAACUGCUACAACUGACUGAUGCUGUGCUUCAUUGUUAAUAGCAUAGAGAAGCCAAUGGUCAAAGCCUUAAAAAUGGAAAAGAAGUGUCACAGAUAUAAAUUCUGAAGCACUGAAAUAUACCAUCCUGGAUUGUAUUAACAAAAAGGUCUGGUGUAUCUUGUGCUCUGGUGAAUCAUAAUAUGAGCUGGUUUUUCAUAGGCAGAGCUGUGACGUGUAGCAAGUGUCAAAAUAGCAAGAAAUAUCACAAGACAUAAGUAGCUUCGCCGCAAGGAAAAAUACCAUUAGGAUCUUAUCUUGACUUCUCCCUAUUCUUUUUAUUGCUGUAUAGUCAAAAACAAAAGUGUUGUUGCUUACUAGAUCCCACAAGUGCCAUACAGUCAUUUGCUGGUGCUCAAGUUCUUCUUUAAAUUAUUACCUCUUGGUUCCUAGCCCCUCUAGGUACAAAAAAACAUUAUACCAACUCAACCACAAUUUAGUUUGAUUAGCUCCUUCCAUCAGCUCUUUGCUCGAGGACUCUAUGUGAUAUUCUUUUAGUCCUAUCAUGUGCAAAGGUCACAAGAAUCAGGAAUUUAAUAGGGCCAUGAGUUUCAUCCGGCAGUAGCCUUCUACCCUGGGCCCUGGAGGUUUUUCCUCACAUGCAGCGUGGUGCUCUUGUGUUAGCUGCAUGCAGGCCGACAUAUGUUUGGCCCAGUGCGUGUAGAAUCUUGGGUAGCCAGGAAAGUAAGCCUAAGGCGGUGGAUGAAAUCCUGGCCUUGACCUUUCAAAGCUGAGAGCUAGAGUACCUUUUUGGUGAAAUUUGAUCUUUUUUGAAUUGAAUUUCUCUUUGGAAUAGCUCAUGAAAUAAAUAUCCCAUUGGCCUUCAAAAAUUCUCUUACAGCAACUAUGGUAGACUCGGCCCCCCCUGAGGGGGGUAUUCUUACCAGGAGGAAGGGAAAGGGAUCCAAACCUCCUGCAUCCUUGCAUUACCAGCUCCUGCCCCUUUAUCCCUUUUGGGAUUGUUAAUUAUCAAGCAUUAUUGCAUAAUUUCCCCCUAUUUCUACUGCUUCAGAACUCCCAUCUCUUGCCCUUUCCCCUGGGGGGUACUCCCUUAGUUAAGGACCUAUAAACCACCCCCCCCCUCCCCUUCCCACUAAUGGGAAUGACUUAGGACAUUAUAUGAAGUCUUACAUGAACUACAUACUAUUAAAAUUCGCUUUCAUCAUUGUAAUGAUGAACUAGAGUUUGUCAGUGACUAAAUAUGUGCAAAAAUGUCCCAGAACUGUACAAUAAAUAAAUAAGUGAAAAAGUUGAAUUUUAGAGAAAAAAUAGGCUCAAUUUCAAACUAAAGCACAGAAAAGCUUAAAAGUCAAUUUUGUGCGGGAGAUUUGAUGACUCAUACAGUUGACCGUGCUGUGAAUCAAACCCAAGUCUUCAGCUCUAAUUUUUUUCACCCAACCAAUUGAGCUGACCAGUCAGAAGUCAAAUUUGCUUUCAUUACUGUAAGAGUAACAUUUUAUAUUUAUCUUUUAAAAGCUUUGCUCCUUGGUGCCCAGCUUGUCAACACGUAGCCCCUGUUUGGAGAAAAUUGGCUCUAAAAGCUGAUGCAUUAGGUUUUAAUGUUGGAGAAGUGGACACCACCAAAGAACCUGGUAAUGUAUUGGUAUAACAUAUAGAUUUAGCCAGAGCUAAAAGUGAAGCUACUGCUUAUGCACUUUAAAUUUACUGCAGGCAAUAGACUUUAAACUAUUGAAAAGAACACAAAUCUAUACUAACUUUAUGGGAAAGACAAGAUUGAAAAACAUAAACUUGAGCCCGCAAUCAAUUAAAAGCUAACAACUGGUCAGCAGAAAACUUUAAAAAAAUGCGUGACCUGAAUGAGUUGGCACUUGAGCCUGUAAUACGGUCAUGUAUCACUGGUCAAUUUGACAUUUCACAUUGGUUUCCCUGUGGUGCGGACAGACGGGUGUACAGUCACCUGAUUACCAAAAUUUCUCAGAUGGAUAGAUUACCAGUAUUAUUUAUCUUAGGUAUGGGGCUUUGCUCAGGCUCUCAUUCAUGACAAAAUGACUACUGAUAAAAUCAGUGUCAUUCAUGACAAAAUGACUACUAAUAAAAUUGUUACAUUACAUUUCAAACACUACCAACUACAAAGGUCUUGACACGGGCAAUUUUUUGGUCUUCGUGUGAAUAUGUAGCUUUUUUGGGUACCCUGUGGAGUACACACUUGCUUUCUGCCUGUUUAAGUAAGAUGUGUUUCACCAUUCUUUCGUAGUUAAAGGAAUGCUUUUUGACUCAGGGGCAAAUUAUGUAGGCAGGACUUAAAAAAUAAGUCAACUGUGAUGGUUUAUCAUCCUCAACCAACUUAAGCAAAAGGGAAGGAGGCCUGAAAAACAUGCAUCCUUGACAGGGAAUUAAACCCUGACUGAAAGAAGAAAACCAUCAGUUUAAUCAUUUCAGGUAAAAGGUUUAUGAUUUUGAUGGGUUACUUUGCCAAAUACUUAAGAGUAUUUUAAUUUGUUCAGAGACAUACUACUGGCAUGAUAUCCCCAUGAUAAUAAAAAUUAUACAUCCCCCUAAAAGCUCUUUUUUUGCAUUACAUAAUAUUCUUAAACUGUUCUCAUUUGACUAUUAACUGUUUGUUUUUGGUUUUUUUUUGCAGCAUUGAGUGGAAGGUUUAUGAUAUUUUCAUUACCAACCAUCUACCAGUGAGUUGCUUAUUUCAACUCUUUCUUAACAGUCACCCUUAUAAGACAGAUACCUCUCUAAAAUGAACAUCUAAAGUUCAUCCCUGCUGUUCUUAAGUCAUUUUCUUUGAGUCUUUAUAAAGCAGACACCGUACAGUGAUAAAGACAAAAUGAAGUUAUCUUAGAGAGAUUUAACUGUACAGUCAAACUGUUAUUGCGUGGGCUCUAACUAAGCAGUCACCAUCUAUUUAGUGGCCACAGUCCUCGCAGACAAUGUUAUGGGUAAAUCACUGGGCCAGAACCUUUGUUUAGCGGUCAAACAUCCUCAAGCAGCCACUUUUCCAUUCUCAGAGGGUAGCAAUCUUUCAUAGCAGUUUAUUGUUGAUAUCACUUUAUGUAUUGUAUAAUCAAAAUUGCUUCGGCCACACCAGGCAGACUGACACUUAUAUUUUUGUUGCAAGUUGUCAUUGUCAUCAUCAUCAUCAUCAUCUUCAUCGCUGUCAUUAACGUCAUCAUUAUGUUCGCUUUUAUCAUCACCAACACUGGCAACACCAACCUCUCCAUCAGCAUCACUAGUGCUCAUUAUCAUAGUUAUUGUUAUCAUCAUCAUCACCCUCUUCAUCACCACCUUUGUCCCUUGUUGUUCUGUUAUUAUCACCAAAUUCAUCUUUGUCACUAUUAACACAACUAUCAUCAUCAUCAUCAUCAUCAUCAUCAUUAUAUUCAGAAUUAUAACAUUUUAUAUCAUUGUCAUCAUCAUCAUUACAAAUUAAUUUUUAUUUUUAACUAACACUUUGUUUCUCCCCUCCAUCAGUGUUAAAGAUGGGACAUUUCGAAAGUAUGAAGGUCCAAGAUCAUUGCAAGGAUUUAUAGACUUUAUUAGUGAACAAAAAUGGAGAGAAACUGAACCUGUUCCUUGGUGGAAGUCUCCUAACUCAUUUCUGUAUGUACAUUGUACCAUAUACAGUCAAACCUUCUCUCUGCCACUUCCCAUAGGUGAACACUUCCCAUAAGUACGUUUUUUCAGUGCCAGGGGGUAUCCCAGGGUGAGUUAAGAACUAAAAACAAAAUCACUUUCCCACUGGCAAAGCUGUUGCUGAGGUUUAGUAGCCCAAGGCAGUUAGGCCUAUUAACCCCUCUUUUUACUAAAAUUGAGUUACUGGUAAACUGGGGAAAUGUUGCUUGCCUGUCAGACAACUCAAUAAUUAUUUUUGUUAAAAUACGCUAUCCCAACAGCUAGUUCCAGCUAGUUUUGUUGCACCCUGUGUCUACUUACAGCUGGUUUGUACCAUUUACCAUUUGUUGCGGUAAAACCUUAUUAUUAUGACACCAAAGAGACAGAUGACUGGAACUACACCCAUUAACAAUGGUAACUCUGGAUAAAACUGAUGUUGAUUUAAUUUGUAAGAUAUCUGAAACAUAGUUUUUUCCCCUCAUUAUAUUAGGAUGGGAAUGCUUGGUGUAUUGUUCAAGCUUUCCUUGCUUUUAAAGGUAUGUGUACUUUAACCCUUUAAGCCCCAAUAUCCACAUACAAAUUCUCCAAACUGAUCUCUAUACAUUUCCUUCAAGAAUAAGUUGAGAGAAUUUGAUAAAAGAUCAAGGCAUUUACCCCUAGGUGAUCAUUUUAUUAAUUCUUGUGACCUAAUCUCUUGACAUUGCAUGGAUAUUGUUAGGAGAAAAUUGACAUUAGUCACUAUGGGACUUUAAGGAUUAAAUAAUUGUGGUUGAUGCUAAAAGUAUUACCGACUAAAGGUCAUUUGCAUUUCAUCAGAUAUAUUGGUGUCAAUGAGUCGGUUUAAUUUCCUAGUAUUCACAAAGCUAGGUUCUCUGUAUCUAUAUGAUCAUUGUAGCAACUUUUUGAUGUUUGGAGGUCACUACAGUGGAACCAGUGAUCUUCUAGAUCAAGAAUGUCAUUUUCACUGUGUCCUUGCCAUAUAUAAGGAACAUUAUUCUUCACUCCGGUAAUAAUAAAAUAAUUAUGUGGAAAAGAACUAUAAUACUAGAGGUAAUCAUUGAUUACGGAUCUGUGUUCAUCACUUAUGGAAAGGAAAUCAAGUCUAAAGGACAUAGGAGUCCAGUUUCCUGGACGAGAUCCCCGUGAUAAAAUCAGUUGGGGGUGGCUAAUCGGCAGUCGCCCGCGACAACUUGAAAAUUUGUGGCUUUGUGCUUCAGGAAGACCAAUAUUAGGAUGUGUCCUGACAAACGCGAUAAUGAAAUUUUGAUGUAGGGAAUUAUUUUGUCACCCCAUUGGUCCUUUGUUACAUCCAAGUUCCGCUAUGGUUGGAAUCCUGGCUAUGUCUACAGAGUUUCUCUUUGUCAAAUGUUCAUGAAAUGACAGUCAUUCCAUCUUUCUUGUUUAUGUUGGUGUCAACAGGAUUUUCAUGAGCUACUUACAGUCACGCAUGGUCUCCCAGUCUGGGCUUCAUAUGCACUUUUUGGCAUUUCUACAGUUCUAGCAGGACUUCUUAUAGGCAUGGUAAACUGUUUAAUUAUUGCCCAUAAUUCUCUGAGUUAUAUUUUUGGAGUGGUUAAAAUGAAGCAUCUUCUAGUUUGUACGUUGAUAAUGACUAAAGAUACCUUACUGCAAACAUACGUAUUUGAUCGGAGGCUCUGUGGCUGAGCAGUUAGGGUGGUGAACUUUAUUAUUUGGAGGCCCCGAGUUCAAGACCACUUGACAGAUUAUUUUGUUCUCGGGAGUCCAGAGUGUAAAUCCUCUGCCAUCCUUGUAAAUAGCCAUCUGGUUUGCCUCUCACUAGUUAGGAUUCAUAACCCUGUUAAGUGUGAUGUAAAUUGUUUCAGGCAUUUGCUUGGCCCCACUAGCAUUAGUUCUAUAAAUACUGCGGAGGCUAAAUAAAGGUUAUUUAUUUUAUUUAUGUUUAUCUUGGUGUUGUUGUCAUUAGAUUAUAGUAGUUGUAUCAGACUAUAUCCUGGGAGGACCUUCUGUGAUCCAGGCCCCUCCAGUGCCUGUUCAGCCCUCAGAAAAGGAAUCUGAAGAGGAGCCUGGUGAAGAACAUAGUGAACAAUGUGAUAAGGAAGAAAAAAAAGAAGCAAAAGACAAUGACGAUGAGAAGAGUGGUGUGAGGAAGAGGGUAGGUAUCAGGGUUUAUCGUAAAGGAANAUGA
This is a messenger RNA of Porites evermanni, 14478 nucleotides long. The record is from the annotation of a GenBank genome assembly. NCBI's taxonomy places the organism in Eukaryota, Metazoa, Cnidaria, Anthozoa, Scleractinia, Poritidae.